This is a messenger RNA of Lontra canadensis (Northern American river otter), 1007 nucleotides long. It is a transcript of the gene AQP3, whose product is annotated as aquaporin 3 (Gill blood group). The record is from RefSeq and is a predicted model, not a curated record. Gene Ontology annotation, biological process: water transport; glycerol transmembrane transport. The coding region runs from base 37 to 915 and encodes 292 amino acids. Gene Ontology annotation, molecular function: water channel activity; glycerol channel activity; urea transmembrane transporter activity. Gene Ontology annotation, cellular component: plasma membrane; basolateral plasma membrane. NCBI's taxonomy places the organism in Eukaryota, Metazoa, Chordata, Mammalia, Carnivora, Mustelidae. The transcript has 6 exons.
GAGAGUCGUCACGCCCGCUCCGGUGCAGCUGCAGCCAUGGGUCGACAGAAGGAGCUGGUGUCCCGCUGCGGCGAGAUGCUCCAUAUCCGCUACCGGCUGCUGCGCCAGGCUCUGGCUGAGUGCCUGGGGACCCUCAUCCUCGUGAUGUUUGGCUGUGGCUCUGUGGCCCAGGUGGUGCUCAGCCGGGGCACCCACGGUGGUUUCCUCACCAUCAACCUAGCCUUUGGCUUCGCUGUCACCCUGGGCAUCCUUGUGGCUGGCCAGGUAUCUGGGGCCCACCUGAACCCUGCUGUGACAUUUGCCAUGUGUUUCUUGGCGCGUGAGCCCUGGAUCAAGCUGCCCAUCUACGCCUUGGCUCAGACUCUAGGAGCUUUCCUGGGUGCUGGGAUUGUUUUUGGGCUGUAUUACGAUGCAAUCUGGGACUUUGCCAAAAAUGAGCUCGUGGUCUCGGGCCCCAAUGGCACAGCUGGCAUCUUUGCCACCUACCCCUCUGGACACUUGGACAUGGUCAAUGGAUUUUUCGACCAGUUCAUUGGCACCGCCUCCCUCAUCGUGUGCGUGCUGGCUAUCGUUGACCCCUACAACAACCCCGUCCCCCGUGGCCUGGAGGCCUUCACCGUGGGUCUGGUGGUUCUGGUUAUCGGCACCUCCAUGGGUUUCAACUCGGGCUAUGCUGUCAAUCCCGCCCGGGACUUCGGUCCCCGCCUUUUCACCGCCAUUGCUGGCUGGGGCUCCGAAGUCUUCACGACUGGCCGCCACUGGUGGUGGGUGCCCAUCGUCUCUCCACUCCUGGGCUCCAUUGCGGGCGUCUUCGUGUACCAGCUCAUGAUCGGCUGUCACCUGGAGCAGCCUCCGCCCGCCACUGAGCAGGAGAAUGUGAAGCUGGCCCAUGUGAAGCACAAGGAGCAGAUCUGAGUGGGCAGGGGCCUCCUCCCCACCCCCCUUCCUCGAGCACCCACAGACUGUGCAGGGGCUGCUCCCUAGAAGCCUUCACGGCUCCCUCCCAG